AUGGAGAAAUUCUCAGAUUGGAGAGAUGGUCCAACAGGUAUUGCACCUUUAUUACCACCAAGAAAUAAACAAUCAGAAUCAUCAUUCGUAGCAAGUUUGGUUGGAAAUAUCUUUUAUUUCCUACUUGCACCAAUACUUUGUAUUAUUAGAAUACCUUUUAUCAUAGUAUUCACUUUACUUUUGGUAUUAUUUGAUUAUAUAUUUAAAACUACACCAUUAGGAGUUGUAGGUAGAGUUCUCAAUAGAACAUUUGCAAUUGUAUUUGGACGUUCCAUUUUGUUUUUGUUUGGAUUCACAUUCAUCGAUGAAGCAGUCGAAUCAUUGAGCAGAUCCAAGCAACCACAAGGCAGCUUCAAAUCGGUGAUGCUCGAUGACAUCAUCAUAUCGAAUCACACUUCAUAUAUCGAUAUUAUUUAUUUGGUUUACAGAUUUUCACCUAUGUUUGCAGUGCCACCAAGUGACAGAGAUGGAGUUGUCGAGGGUCGUUUGAUUCCGCUGAGUUUGGCUGGCGCUUUGAAGAAUGCAAUGUUCUCACCCGUUCAGUUGUACAGCGAUUCCAUUGCAACUGAACAGCUGCUUGCGCGUAUCAACAACAGCUGGGUCGGUCCACUCGUCGUAUUCGCAGAGGGUACCACUUCGAAUGGUCUCGGACUGCUUGAGCCGGCACAGGUCUACCUCAGUCGUAACUGUGUCCCGACACUUCCACUCGAUGGAUCAUCGAAUCAAUCGGUCGACACUCAAGACGUAGUCGAAUGGUUUGACGCACUCUUCAAGGCACUCUCCAGUCUAACCAACUGCAGACGCACCAAGAUCACCGCCCACAAGAAACUUUCAUUCGUCGCCUACUGGCGUGGAUACAAAGUUAAAUACGACAAGUCCACCGAAAAGAAACACAAAUAA
Messenger RNA from Heterostelium album PN500, 900 nucleotides. RefSeq lists its product as uncharacterized. The transcript has 5 exons. NCBI's taxonomy places the organism in Eukaryota, Evosea, Eumycetozoa, Acytosteliales, Acytosteliaceae. Bases 1 to 900 code for a protein of 299 amino acids. The record is from RefSeq and is a predicted model, not a curated record.